Perca fluviatilis (European perch) is the source of this 5171-nucleotide messenger RNA. It is a transcript of the gene amph, whose product is annotated as amphiphysin. The record is from RefSeq and is a predicted model, not a curated record. Lineage: Eukaryota; Metazoa; Chordata; Actinopteri; Perciformes; Percidae. The coding region runs from base 54 to 4130 and encodes 1358 amino acids. The transcript has 22 exons. Gene Ontology annotation, biological process: synaptic vesicle endocytosis. Gene Ontology annotation, molecular function: phospholipid binding; protein binding. Gene Ontology annotation, cellular component: cytoplasm; synaptic vesicle; plasma membrane.
CUCUCUCUCUCUCUCUCUCUCUCUCUCUCUCUCUCUCUCUCUCUGCGGUCAUCAUGGCGGAAAUCAAAACGGGAAUUUUCGCUAAAAACGUCCAGAAAAGACUGAACCGUGCGCAGGAGAAGGUGCUGCAGAAACUGGGAAAAGCAGACGAGACCAAAGAUGAACAGUUUGAACAAGUGGUCAUCAACUUCAGGAGACAGGAGUCUGAAGGCGCUCGGCUGCAGAGGGAGAUGAAGGCCUACAUGGCUGCCAUUAAAGGGAUGCAGCAGGCCUCCAUCAACCUGACUCAGUCUCUGCACGAAGUCUACGAACCCGACUGGCACGGGAAAGAUGAUGUCAUGGUCAUUGGGAAGGACUGUGAUGCAAUGUGGGAAGACUUCCAUAACAAACUGGUGGACUCGACGCUGCUGAACCUGGACGAGUACCUGCUGCAGUUCCCAGACCUCAAAACUCGUGUGGCCAAAAGAAGUCGGAAACUCAUCGACUACGACAGCGCUCGCCAUCACAUGGAAACUCUGCAGGUGGCAGGGAUGAAGAAUGACCGUAAGGUGAUGAAGGUGAGUCAGUUAAAGGUCCAGAUGUUAGCUGCCACCUGCUCAGCUGCCGUACAUCUUGUUAAACUCACCUGUUUCUCUUUGAAGGCAGAAGAAGAGUUGAAAAAGGCUCAGAAAGUGUUUGAUGAAUUGAACGUCGGCCUGCAGGAUGAACUGCCGACUCUGUGGGACAGCCGGGUCGGCUUCUACAUCAGCACCUAUAAGAGCAUAACCAAACUUGAGGCCAAGUUUCACCGCGAGAUCUCUCUGGUCUGCAGACAGCUCUACGAAGUGAUGACCAAACUGGCUGAGCAGCACUCGGACAAAAUGUUCACCAUCCAAGGAGCUCCAAGUGAUUCCGGGCCGCUGCGACUCGCCAGAACCCCGUCACCUCCAGAUUCUGAGAGUCCACCUGACAGUCCCGACGCCAGCUCCAACCACAUGCUCCGCCCUGUCUCACCUGGACCGCCACGGCCCAAAUCCCCGAUACAGCUUAAAAAGGGGCCACCGGUGCCUCCACCACCGAAGGUCACACCUACCAAGGAGGUGGCAGAGGAGCAGAUCAUCGACCUGUUUGGAGGAGAAUUUCUACCAGCACCUUCACCAUCGCAGCCCAAUGAACGGCCGGGACAAUCUCUUCUGGACAUGGACUUUGAUGCUUUUCAGCCAGAUGAAAGUGUUUCGCCGAUACCACAGACAGCUGUGCCUUGGGAUAUGUGGUCGGCAAACGCCCAAACAGCUGAGCCUGCUGCAGACACCGGCUUCGUCGCCAACUGGUCUGCUGACUUUGGUUCAUUGUCAGCAAAUGGAGAUGCUGCAGCAGUAGCCGAGGCCCCUGCUGUAGGGCCGGAGGGGGCGGUGGGCGGGGCUCAGGAUUGGGCACAGGAUGGGGUGCAGGACGGGGCGCAGGCAGACGGCUGGCAGGACGGGGCGCAGGCAGAUGGCUGGCAGCCAGCUGCUGACACAGCUACACCUCUUCAGGACAGGGAGGCAGCCACAACAUCUGAAGAUGAGGUUAGAGGCUGGAACUCUGAAACUAACUCCAACGUACAUCCCUCCGCAUUCAGAGGCGAUAAAGAUGAGACAGGUCAGGCAAAUUCAGAGGGAGAUGCAUCAUGGCAGGAAGACCGCAGGAAGUCCACCCCAGGACUUAUAUUUACCAACGAGUAUGGUGAAGAGAUUGAGCACAGCACAGAGGACAGAGCAGACAAGUGGUACAGGUCUCCAGACGGGUCGGGAUCUGAGUAUGAGACCGCUGAGGAGUGGGCUGAUGGGGGUCAGGUGGGAGGCUGGGCGAGUGCCGAUGAUGAGCUUUCAUAUGACAACCGUCCCCCAGGGAAAGUCUCAGAUGGGUUGGGAUGUGAUGAUUGUGGAGCAGCAGAACAGUCUCAAACUGUAGAACACGCUUCAUCAGAGGGCAAUAAAUCAGACAGAAACUGUUCAGCUGAAGAAGAACUGCCAGGUAAACCAACUGAUCUCACAUCGGUUUACACAGAUCGUUCUGAAAAUCAGGAGGAAGGUGUGUUUGAUUCAGAUCCUUUUACAGAAAAACAGGGAGGAAGUGCGUUUGAUUCUGAUCCUUUUGCAGAAAAACAGGAAGGAGGUGCAUUUGAUUCAGAUCCUUUUGCAGAAAAACAGGGAGGUGCGUUUGAUUCAGAUCCCUUUGCAGAAAAAAAGGGAGGAGGUGCGUUUGAUUCAGAUCCCUUCACUGAAAAACAGGGAGAAGGUGCAUUUGAUUCAGAUCCUUUUGCAGAAAAACAGGGAGGUGUGUUUGAUUCAGAUCCCUUUGCAGAAAAAAAGGGAGGAGGUGCGUUUGAUUCAGAUCCCUUCACUGAAAAACAGGGAGAAGGUGUGUUUGAUUCAGAUCCUUUUGCAGAAAGUCAGGGAGGUGCGUUUGAUUCAGAUCCUUUUGCAGAAAAACAGGGAGGAGGUGUGUUUGAUUCAGAUCCUUUUGCAGAAAAACAGGGCGGUGCGUUUAAUUUAGAUCCUUUUGCAGAAAAUCAGGGAGGUGCGUUUGAUUCAGAUUCUUUUGCAGAAAAACAGGGUGGUGUGUUUGAUUCAGAUCCUUUUGCAGAAAAACAGGGAGGUGCGUUUGAUUCAGAUCCUUUUGCAGAAAAACAGGGAGGUGCGUUUGAUUCAGAUCCUUUUGCUGAAACACAGUUUGGAGACAAGGAGGGUGGUUUUGGGUUUGAUCCGUUUGCUGAGACCUCCGGAGAAGGUGCAGUUGUGUCCACUGGGGAUGGAAGAAGUGGGUGGGAUUCAGACCCUUUUGCCAACAGUUUCCCAGCAGCGUCUUCGGGGACUGAGGGCCGAGCCACCAACACAACGUCUUGGCAGGAAGUUAGUCACAGCAGUGGCUUCGAGUCUCCUGUCCCACAACAAAACUCUGCGUCUGCAGAUGUUUCUGGAACAGCAGAAGGAAUUAAAGAUUUAAACGUUACCAGAAUUCACAAAGAACCAGAAAAUUCAGACAUGUCCGAAGACGAGGCUGCGAACCGGAGAUUUGGAAAGUUGUACCCAGAUCUAGAUACAGAAAAGGAAGAGGUGACCAAUGCAUUUAAUGGAUUUUCACAGGAUGCCACUGCGCCAUCAUUUUUUGCGGAUUUUGAUAAGAUGAAUGAAGUUAACCCUGAAUCAACUGAGGCUCCAGAAACCUCAGAGACAGAAGCUGCUGAAGUACAAGACAAGCCUGCAACUCCCCCUGCUGGAGAAAAGAUGGAGGAGCCUGCACCUCCCUCUGCUGUAGAAAAGAUGGAGGAUCCUGCAACUCCCCCUGCUGGAGAAAAGAUGGAGGAGCCUGCACCUCCCUCUGCUGUAGAAAAGAUAGACGGACCUGCAGCUCCCCCAGCUGAAGAAAAGAUAGAUGAACUUGCAGCUCCUCCUGCUGAAGAAAAGAUAGAGAAACCUGCAUCUCCUCCUGCUGAAGAAAAGAUAGACGAACCUGCAUCUCCUCCUGCUGGAGAAAAGAUAGACGAACCUGCAUCUCCUCCUGCUGAAGAAAAGCUAGACGAACCUGCAGUUCCUCCUGCUGGAGAAAAGAUAGUCGAAUCUGCCACUCCCACAGUUGGUGAAGAAGAUUCAGCAGAAAUUUCUUGCAGCCUUAAGGAGAAGCCUGAUUCGAUGGUUGGGUCUCCAGACUCUGAGAAGGCAGAACUUAGUGAGAUUCCUCCUGUUGACGACGACAAACCAUCUCCAGGUGAAGCAGCUCCAUCGGAAAAGAUGCCGAUCCCCUCUGUGGUGAUUGAGCCUGCCUCCAGUAAUGAAGGUGAUGAUGACCGUGAUGCUGACAUCAUCUCUCCCACCGCCAUUAGUGACAAUGGUGUGACAGCUAUCAAACACAUGAGUCCGUCUGGGGGAGUGAUGGGACUCCCUGAUGACUUUCUCUACAAGGUGGAGACGAUGCAUGACUUUGAGGCUGCAAAUUCAGAUGAGCUGGAGCUAAAGAGAGGUGAUGUGGUGUUGGUGGUUCCCACUGCGUCAGUAGAGGAUCAGGAGGCCGGCUGGCUCACAGGGUUCAAAGAAAGUGAGUGGUUGACACUCGGCACUAGUGCUCACAAAGGACUUUUCCCAGAAAACUUUACUCAGCGUCUGGAGUAAAAAUCUCUUCAGCUGGUGGAAAGAAAUAGCAGAUGUUUAAGUACAAGCCGUCCAGUCAGCAUGUAGCCAACCCCUGAACAACCCUGCUGCAGCUGUGUGCUGGACAACGCAAACCUUUCUCUGGUAGAUGAAACUCUACCAUCUACUGAAAAUAAAAUUCAUGGUAAUAAAAAGUAGAACUAUUUCCAGCAUAACUGAAAACUAAUAAGCAUGAUGUGAUAGUAUGGUCUACCCUUCUCCGGAAUUGAGAUGUUUUUUUGUUGUUGAGAACAAAAAGAUGUAUGAUUUAAUGGGAAUGUUGCAAUCUCUACAUGUUCACACCUACAAAAAGCAGUAAAAUUGUUUCUGAAGAAAAAAAGAAAAACGUAACCUUUUUUGCACCCAGUGUGUUGUACUGAUUUUGUUUCUCUGCUGUGAAAUAUACCAGAAUCUAUAGUGCUGUGAUCUAUUUAAAUGUUCUUGAGUGUAACAUGAAACUCUUGAGUUUUGUUUUUCAGACACGUCAUUGCUGUUAUUUAGUGUAUUUCUGUAAUAUCACGGUUGAGCGUAUGUGGUGAUCUUUUCUUUGGCAUAUUUGGUGAUGAAUUAAGUCACUGGCAAGUGUUGCUGUGUUUUUGCCAAAAUAAUGUUGACAUUUAUCAUCUUAGCAUUGGCAAACAAACCAGUGCACAUCCAGCUUGAACAUCUUUUUAUCAAAGUCAGUAUUCAAAGAUUGAAGAAAUUAAAUAUCUGCCCCCUGUGAUUAUAGUAAAGCUGUAUAAUGAAAGAUAUCUUAUGAAAAGUCUAUUUGCAAGAAACAGAGCCAACCAGAAGACAAUUUAAUCUCAUCGAUGUAUGAUAACAGGGAAGGAAUUAACAAAUGCAAUAUGCAAUCUAUGUUGUCGGUAUAUUUCAGGUCUCCAUAUUCCCAGAGUUCUGUAGAUCAACAAAGAUGAUGUCACUUCCUUUGAUAGUAAAGUUACACCGAAAUGUAAACCUUUUUUGUGAUGUACAAACCAUAAACAUUUAUGUCAAGAUCAAUAAAUAAGACUUCAUGAGGUA